GCUCCCGGCCCCGGCCCCGGCCGCCGCCGCAUCGUGAUGCCGCAUCCCGCGGCGCCCCUCGGGGCCGUCCUGCUGCUCGUCCUGCUGGCGGCGGACUCCUCGCAGACCGUGCUGCUGCGCGCCCCGGAAGCUGCCCAGUUCCUGCGGCAGAGGCAGCGCCGAGCCUACCAGAUCUUCGAGGAGACCAAGCAAGGGCACCUGGAGAGGGAGUGCGUGGAGGAGCACUGCAGCAAGGAGGAGGCCCGGGAGGUGUUUGAGAAUGACCCGGAGACGGAUUAUUUUUACCCGAAAUACUUGGCUUGUAUUCAGAAAUAUGGGUCGCCGUAUACGAGAAAUCCAGAUUUCCUUACAUGUGUUCAUAAUUUGCCAAACCAGUGUUCUCCCAAUCCUUGUCAUAAAGAAGGGACUGUCAAAUGCGAGGAUCUCAAGGGGGAUUUCUAUUGUGAAUGCAAGCAUGGCUGGCAGGGAAAAAAAUGUGAAAAAGAUGUUGAUGAAUGCAGAAUGCAGAACGGCGGCUGUAACCAGCUCUGCCUCAACAAGCUAGGCAGCUACCGGUGCUCAUGCUACAGUGGCUAUGCUCUUAAAGACAGCAAAAUAUGUGAAGAUAUAGAUGAAUGCACAGCAUCAGCAGACAUCUGUGGAGAAGCUCACUGUAAAAAUUUAAUUAGCUCAUAUGAAUGUCUUUGCGAUGCAGGCUACAAGUACGAUAACGUGAGAAAAACUUGUCAGGAUAUAGAUGAAUGCGAAGAAAAGCUCUGUGAACAGACCUGUGUCAAUUCACCAGGGAGUUACACUUGUCAUUGUGAUGGCAGAGGGGGAGUGAAACUGUCCCAGGACAUGAAUACAUGUGAGAACAUCAUACCAUGUGUGCCUUUUGCUGUUGGAAGGAGUAUUAAAUCCUUGCACCUGGGGAGGAUGUUCAGUGGCACUCCUGUUAUCAGGCUGCGCUUCAAAAGGAAACAACUGACAAGACUUGUGGCUGAGUUCGACUUUAGAACCUUUGAUCCUGAAGGUAUCCUUUUCUUUGCUGGAGGCCAUCAAGACAGCACAUGGAUAGUGUUGGCUUUGCGCAAAGGACGGCUGGAGCUGCAGCUGAAAUACAGCGGAAUCGGCCGCGUCACCAGCACCGGGCCACUUAUCAACCACGGCAUGUGGCAAACGAUCUCUGUUGAGGAACUUGAAAGAAAUUUGAUUGUAAAGGUCAACAGGGAUGCAGUUAUGAAAAUAGCUGUCUCAGGAAACCUGUUUACACUAGACAAGGGAGUGUAUCAGCUGAAUUUGACAGUAGGAGGCAUUCCUUUCAAAACCAAGGACCUUAUUGUACCGAUAAACCCUCGGCUGGAUGGUUGCAUGCGGGCAUGGAACUGGCUGAAUGGGGAGGACACCUCUAUCCAAGAGACCAUAAAGAUGAAUGAAAAGAUGCAGUGCUUUGCUGUAGCAGGACGAGGGUCUUUCUAUCCUGGCCGAGGUUUUGCUGUGUUUAAUCUUACUUACAUGCAACCUUCUUCUGGAAAUGAAACCAAGACAAAUUGGGAAAUUGAAGUAAAUGCUGUAAUUCAACCAGCAACAGAUACUGGUGUGCUGUUUGCCCUAGUUACAGAAGAAGCAUCUGUCCCGUUAUCACUAUCUCUGAUUGACUAUCACUCCACAAAGAAAGUGAAGCAACAGUUUAUCAUCAUGGCCUUGGAGAACACAGUUGUGUCCAGACUGGCAAUAAAUCUCUGUGAUAAAAAGGAACACUCUGUAGAUGUCCUCCUCAGGAAAGAUCACUUAUCCCUGAGGGUAGAUGGGAAAGCAGGAGAGAGUGAACUAAGCAUCUCUGAGUUGGAGGACAGUCUGUCCAUCUUGGAGAGCUCUUUGCAGUCAACGAAGACAUACGUGGGAGGAUUGCCAGAUGUUCCUGUCACUUCCACUCCGGUCACCGCAUCCUACCACGGCUGCAUGACCCUCAAACUGAGCAACAUGGCACUGGACUUAGAUGAGGCUCUGUACAAGCACAGUGACAUCACCUCACAUUCCUGUCCUCCAGUCCAGGAGGGUCAGUAGGUACCACUGCAAUGCGAAAGUUUUAUACUCAGAAACUUUCAGUGCUUUUCUUUUUUUAAAAGAUAUAAAUUAUUCAGAUCUACCACACUGCGUGUAUAGUUUCUCUUAAACACUGAAGUUAUGUAGAAGCUACUGAUCCUUUUGUCAGAUUGAUUAUUGAAAUACUCUUUGCUUUGAGGUAUAAAGGUUGUAAUAUAUUUGUAAAUAGUUAAGAAGACUAAUAUUAAAUACAUCUAAAGUACAGAUUGUACUGAAAGUGAAUACUAUCUUUAGACUGUAAGAGACAGUUUCAUCUAUAAUGUGGGAAACCUGGUAACAUAUGAGUAUGGACUGGAAGAAAAAUAAUAAUUCUGUAUUAUUUUUUAUUACCAAACACUGCUUUCUGAUUUGCAAAAUAUGAGAGAAUAAAAUAUUUACAUACAAGUUUUUAAUUUACCUGUACUAAGGUUAUUCUGUAUUCUGGUAUUUGGAGACAGUGACUCAGACUGUGCCUGAUGUGGAGGUUACACUGGGAGAGGGUGGGGGAGAGUGGAAGGAAGGGCUGCUUUUUUUUUUUUUUUUUUUUUUUUUGGAGGUUGUGCGUUGGGGGUUUAUAUGCUUUCAUCAGUAUUUCAUAUCUUCUUAGCUGAAGAGCAAAUGGUGGCUGCUAUUCUAACUGCUAGAGCUUCUCUUUCUGAGUACCACAAAAAAAAAGACCCAAUUGUGACCUUUAGAAAAACUCUUGGUCAACAGAAAAUGGAAAAUGAAUUUGGGUCAGCAGGAAACAUUUAAAAAAAAAGAUUCAAUAAGUUCAAAGCCGUACAGUUUUUUGUCAAUAGCUGCUGGAGUAAAUGAUGAGGUGUUGAGAAUUGGAGAAUAUUAUCUAGUGAUGACAUAUUUUUGCUGCUGCAUUUUUAUGUUGGCUCAUUCACUGUGAGCCUAGUGGCAUCAAAGAGGCUUGAGCUGUGAGAGUUAGCCAGGCUGAACAGCAUGAGGUGAGAAUAUCUGUGGGGUUUAUGAAGGAAAAGUUUUAGAGCCAUAAAUUGUGUUCAACUUUUCAUCUAUCCUUCUUUGUCUAGCUUGUCUUGAGUCACUUAAAUCUUGUUUUAUUUGGUCUUUGCCUUGCAUCAAAUUAAUAAACUGAGUAAUAUUGGUAUAUGCCGUGGUGCAAAAUCCAAAUACUGAGUGGGUAAGGUUACUGGAUUAGCAUGAAAAAGGUUUAAUUCUGCAAGGUUUUUUAUAAAUGAUUCUUGGUCAGGCAUGUUAUGUUUUCCCUAAGCAGAUAAGCAGAUGACGCAUUAGUCUAAUAAUCCUCAUGUGUGGCAACAUCUGUGACCAAACUGUGAAGAUAAACUGUCCCAGAGGAAAAGAGUAAAGAAGGGGAAGACUAUUUCAAGCCUAUUUUCUGGCAAAGAUCUCUGUUUUAUUUAGCAGAGAAGAGGAAGGUACUCUGUUAGCCAUUAGACAAGGCAUCAUAGCAUCUUACCAUGAGCCAAUCAAUCAGCAGCAAUAGAGAAGGGCAGAAAAGAACAGAACUUUAUCACUUUCAACCAACCUACUCAUUUAUACUUUGAGAAGGAUCUACUGUCAGGUCUGAGCAGACAGAAGUUUGAAAGGAAAUUUCCCACUAGACAGUAAUAACUUACUGGUAGACUGUGCAUGGAUAGGAAAACCCAGGAGUUCUAAGUUUUUGCUUUUUUUUUUUUUAGUUGAGCAAGGGAAACCACCUUGUUCCUGAAAGUACUUUAUGUUACUACUGAUGACUCUGAAUCAAUUUGUGAUCCCGUAUGGAGCUGUAGUUUGGGUUUGUGCUGGAAACAAUGUUGAUAACUCCGGGAUGUUUUAGCCAUUGCUGAGCAGGGCUUGCACAGUGUCAAGACCUUUUCUGUUUCUCACCCCACCAGUGAGGUGGCUCGGGGUGCACAAGGAGUUGGGAGGGGACAGAGCCAAACAGCUGAUCCCAAGUGACCAGAGGGAUAUCCCACACCAUAUGGCCUCAUGAUCAGCACUUGAAGCUGGGGGACAAAAGGGGAAGGGGAAGGACACUUAGAGUGAUGGUCUUUGUCUUCCCAAGUCACUGUUUCACAUGAUGUUGCCCAGAUUCCCUGGAGAUGUCUGAACACUCGCCUGCUCAUGGGAAGUGGUGGAUGAAUUCCUUGUUCUGCUUUGCUGGUGUGUGUAGCUUUUGCUUUACCUAGUAAACUGUCUCUAUCUCA
Lonchura striata (white-rumped munia) is the source of this 4241-nucleotide messenger RNA. It is a transcript of the gene GAS6, whose product is annotated as growth arrest specific 6. Gene Ontology annotation, molecular function: calcium ion binding; receptor ligand activity. Gene Ontology annotation, cellular component: extracellular region. The record is from RefSeq and is a predicted model, not a curated record. Lineage: Eukaryota; Metazoa; Chordata; Aves; Passeriformes; Estrildidae.